AUGUCGCGACUUUCUCUUGUUUGCACACAGACCACUUCACAACGCACACUCACUGACCUACCGACCAUAGUGGCACUACAGAUUUGCGAGUAUCUCGAUGCUGCGGAUUUGGUCAACCUGUGCACCACCGUUCCAAGAUGGAAGGCGUUUCUCACAAGACGCCGUUUCAUCCAUGUCAUGAAGCAGCAUAUAAGGCAGUGGACGUGGUUUGACAAGCGUCUUUGUCAGCUGCUCUUGCCACACCCACUCAACGCCUCAAUAGAAAAUAUUUGUGAGGCGAUUAUGUAUCGCAGUGCACUGACAAAAUCCUUCCAUCGAUUCCGCAACAGACUGGCUCUGUAUCGGUGGCAACAGCUACAGCUGCAGCACCACCACCACCACCACCACCAGCACCAGAAACAAGAUGACGACUUCGUCAACAUUGACGUUUAUCCCAUCCACGUCCGCGAUUAUCUGCACAACGGGAUAGAAAGGAUGCACCGUGCAGUUUUGCGCGGUGCAUUACCAGCACGAUUUCCAUUUCAUCGAAACUUACAUGUUCACUGA
Messenger RNA from Hydatigera taeniaeformis, 546 nucleotides. The record is from the annotation of a GenBank genome assembly. NCBI's taxonomy places the organism in Eukaryota, Metazoa, Platyhelminthes, Cestoda, Cyclophyllidea, Taeniidae.